Didymodactylos carnosus is the source of this 807-nucleotide messenger RNA. NCBI's taxonomy places the organism in Eukaryota, Metazoa, Rotifera, Eurotatoria, Philodinida, Philodinidae. The record is from the annotation of a GenBank genome assembly.
AUGCUAGGGUCAGAACUCAGUCAUAUCGUGUACUGUCUUACCAUGGAAGCUUUCUAUGCUAAACUCGAUUCGUACAUAAAUUCUCUCGAUGGGAAGAAACGUGCUAAGUAUACUAUUAAAAAUGAAACAUAUGAUAAUCUUUUAAAAGCUUUUAUAUCGGAUGCAAAAUGCAAUGCUCAAUUUAAGUUUUGGGCAAAGAAAAAUUUUGAAAUUAUUAAAAUCGAAGAUAAAAGUAUUAUUUAUUCAAUAAAAGAAAAAAGGUCUGUUGUCACGUACGAAAAUUUGUUUGAUAAAUUGAACGAAUGUCAUACGGCUGUAGGACAUCUUGGACGUGACAAAACAUGGAAUGAGUUGUUGGAAAACCAGAUUGUAUCACUUGGAUUUAUGACACGAAUGCAAAUGGAUUUAACAGAUAUGCGCAAUAUUAAAAUCAAUUUUUUUGAAGAAAAUGAUGCUAAUAAUUCGGCUAUACCUGAUAUUGAAGGUAUUAUGUUAGAAGAAAAUUUGCCACUAGAUGCAGCAACAUUAUUUGAAGAAUUUGAUAAAACAGUCUCACAAUCAGAUACUGAUAAUGAUGACUUAUUGUACAAUCAUAAUAAAUCUGAUAAUGACGAAGAUAAUGAUAAUUAUAAUUCAGUAAUAAAUUAUCCAGUUGAUGAUAUAAUACAAAAUUCACACCAAAAUGCAAUUGUUGAUGCUGAAGAGAACAUGAAUAACAAUGAUGAUCCGAUUACAUGGCUAAAUUCGAUAAUAGACUCAUCCGAUAAGGACAGAGUCAUUCAAUAUGGCGCAGAUUCGAGCAGUUAA